AUGGAUCCCCCAUAUCGAUAUCUGACUGUUCGACACGAGGAACGUCUCAUCAAUGGGACUCUUCCUGACCUCCUUCCUGGCGAGGCCGUGUUUCGAUCUCAUUCCCAGCCCUCACUACAGGGUGGCGCCCACACCAUCAAUGUCAGUCAAGAGCUCGAUGCAACGCCCGCUCCAAAGGAAGACAAGAGGAGGGUCAAGGAAGUUGGGACAGAAUCAUCACGAGACUUUGAAGUUGUCGCUCCUCACUUUCGCCUACCAGCCUCCAGCCUUGACUUUGUAUCCCCAACACCGGGCCACGGCGCGCUGCCCAAGACGCUGCCUCAUGUCGUCCUGAAGGAUCCUGAUUUCCCGUGGAAGUGGGCGACAAGCAGGACUAGCACCACUUCCACAGUUGAUGAGCAGAAAGGACGUAUUCCGUGGGUAGCUCUCAUCACCUUCACAGCCGAAGAGCUUCAGGUCGAUCCGACGAUCCUUGAAAGCAUCACCAAGUUCUCUGGCGUCGAGGCGAACGAGAAUCUAGGCUUCAGCUUUCCUGUCGCUCAGAUCGGCGAUAUAAAAAGCAGUAUGAGGGACAAUGACAGCGUAACCAACCUCAUGAUGAGUCCAGACGCCCGGGAAGUCAAGGAUAACACGGCAGCUAUCUGCAUCCCCGGGGAGCUGUUUGGGCAGCUCUUUGCUGAUGAGAACGGGGUCUGUCAGGUUGAUCAAUUUCAGUACCUCUCACAUGUUCGAAAGGUGGCUACUGAUGGUAUGACAUCGCCUGUUGAUGGCGAAUCCAGUCUGUAUAGCAUCAUUGUCUCUCACCGCACCGGUCCGCUCGACACGACAGUGCCUGUGCCCAUGUUUGCUCACCUCGUGUCUAUCGAGAACCUUGAGAACCUUGACAUGACCAAAGUCAAGCCUCAUGUGCUCAUGACAAGCUUGUACAGCUGGUCGUACACUUCACUUCCUGCAGGCUCCUCCAAUGAGAUGACGGCACAGAGAAUUUUCGACAAGUCUGGUCUUCAACUUUUACACUCUACACCAACGCAAGGAACUUCACAUUCGAAGGGUGCAGGGAGCCGCACCUCAAUAGAAGAUGUUAUCGCAAAACGGCAACAAGACGGCUAUACCCUCGUGCGAUACAGAACCGUCAUAGGCGAACUGACAGCCGCCAUCUACCGUGGACCUCUGGUACCGACCCCAGUCGAGUACAACGUCAAGCCUCAGAGCAACCUUGGCUCUGAUCUUCAAAUCUUGGAUCCGGACCUUUCGCUCAUGGACCUCUCAUAUUCCUCGGCCUGGCAGCUUGGCAAAAGUCUAGGGCUGGGCGACGCUGCCUUUACUGCUGCCCUCUCACGCAUCCGAGCCCUUAUCCAGAGCAAGGCGGUGGAUGGGGGCAAGAAGGAUGUUGAUCGUCAUCUGGGAGCGUACAAGUCUCGUGAUGAUGCGAUGGCCGGCAUUGGCCGCCUCGUGUCAGGGCUAGGCGACAUCAACGAUCAUCUCCAUGCCAAGCAAUCAACGACUCCAUCAAAAAACCGUUGGAAGAGAGAUUCUGUCCCAGAAGUUGUGUCUGAGAAAGGCGCAUCUUACCAAAGCCACGAGGUACCCAACAACACCGACUUCCAGCAAGUCUACAACUGGGUUCUUGACAGAUUGCACCUUGCUCAUAUUCCGGCACACUACCUUAUUCCAGACACGCCUUACCUGCCACCUGAGUCGCUUCGCUUCUUCUACAUUGAUGAGAACUGGACGCGGGCCAUGGUAGACGGUGCUUUGAGUCUGGGAAGCAACUGGGUGGGUGAGCUAGAUCGUGACUACGCCCGAACUGCACUCAAGAACAGCAUCGAUGCUUGUCUGGCCACGCCACGCGAAAAGCUUGGCUACUGUCAGCAAAUGCCCAAAUACGGCUUUCUGCUACGCUCUCAAGUGCUGGUGCAGUUCCCUGACCUGAAGGUGAAGGCAACAUUUGCAAGGGAAAACAGUACAGGUGAAGAUGAAAGCAUGCCCAAGGCCCCAAUCUUGGUGCAGCGAAUGUUAGAGUCGGAUGUUUUGCUUUGUUUGUUCAACCAGACUCCGCCAGAGCUGGAAUCUAUCGAGCUCACACUCCCACCGCAUCAACAAACCUUUGCCGUCGGUGAAGACAUUACGCCCUCGGAGCUGAAGGUGGCAUUUCGCAAGACUGUUGCAACUCAAAAACCAUCAACUGAAUGGCCGUCAAGGCAGGAUGCUAUAGCGAGGGAGACAUACUCAGCGCCGAGCUGUCCGGUAUUCGACUGGCCGUCGCGGACAUUGAGAGCGACUGAGUAUGCGAGGAGAGCGUUUGAGCAUCAGAGAGAUACAGAAACGAAGACGCCAGGCUGCUUUGAGGAAACAGCACCGACAUCAGCAUUGCUGGUACUGCAACUCAACGAAACCCCGUAUACGCUCAAGAUUGCCGUGAAGCGAGAAGAUGACCCCAAAAAGGAUGCGAGUAACAAGUCUAUCACUGAGGUUCAACGCAACCGGAAUAAACUUUGGCCAUACGGGGCUCUCCCCCUGGGUGAGCUUCCCAGCGCCCCUGAGCCACCAAUUUUACCCGACUAG
Molecule: messenger RNA, 2565 nt
Organism: Fusarium keratoplasticum
Lineage: Eukaryota; Fungi; Ascomycota; Sordariomycetes; Hypocreales; Nectriaceae
Exons: 1
Coding region: 1-2565 (854 amino acids)
Source: RefSeq, a predicted model, not a curated record